This is a messenger RNA of Rhododendron vialii, 1964 nucleotides long. RefSeq lists its product as uncharacterized. Gene Ontology annotation, molecular function: RNA binding. Gene Ontology annotation, cellular component: nucleus. Gene Ontology annotation, biological process: rRNA processing. Lineage: Eukaryota; Viridiplantae; Streptophyta; Magnoliopsida; Ericales; Ericaceae. The record is from RefSeq and is a predicted model, not a curated record.
AUGGUAUGUUGUGGACCUAUCCUUGAUUGCCCAACCAGUAAUAGCGUAGCUCUCGUCUACAGGAUUAAGGGAGAUGCAGUUGAUUUGUAAGUAUUAUUGAGCUCAUUUCUUCCUAAAGGGCGACAGAUUAUAUCUGUUGCUGUCUAUCCAUCUGAGUUUGGACUAAAGCGCAUGGAAGAGGAAGCUGUGCGUGGUCCAGUACUCCUAUUUGAUGACGACAAAGAGCAGAAUGAAAGUGAUGAUGAAAUUGAUGUUUAGAAACUGCGUGAGUAUGAAUUAAGUAGGCUAAGGUACUAUUAUGCAGUCGUGGAUUGCGAUUCCAUAGCUACUGCAGAUUAUCUUUAUAAAAGUUACAAUGGAAUUUAGUUCGAAAGAUCAUCAAAUAAGCUAGACUUGAGGUUUAUUCCGGACUCCAUGGAAUUUAAACAUCCUCCUCGUGAUGCCACAACUGAGGCCUCAGCAAACUAUGAAGGUUUAGAUUUCAAGACUCGAGCAUUACAGCGAAGUAACAUUCAUCUCACAUGGGAGGACGAUGAGCCACAACGCGCGAAGGCAUUGAAGAGGAAGUUUAAUGAUGACCAGCUGGCCGAAAUGGAAUUGAAAGAAUUUCUGGCUUCUGAUGAGAGUGAAUCUGACGAAGAUGAAAAUGACAAUGCGACAGAAGACAAACCUCAAAAGAAACAUAAGAAACAGGAUAUGAUCCCUCUACUCCAGUCUGGUGAAGAUUCUGAUGAGGACAAUGAAGAUGGUCAGGAUAUGGAGGUCACUUUUGACACUGGAUUAGAAGAUAUAAGCAAGCAUGAGCUAGAAAAGAAGGAUAAGAAAUCGGAAACAUUUUUGGGAAGCUCAAUAAGGAAGAGAAGAGAAAAAAUGGCCAGGAAAAAUAGCUCCAAGUAUUUAACAGAUGAUGAGAGUAGUGAUAGUGAUAGGGAACCAAAAGAAGAGGUGGAUGAUUUUUUCAUUGAAGAACCAUGGUUAAGGCAAGCAAAGAGGGUAAAGGGUAAAGGUAAUAGUGACAAAAAGGGGAAGAAGAACGAGGAAACAGCUAAAGAAGCAGAAGCAGCAAGCAUAGCAGAGCUUGAGUUAUUACUGGCAGACGGGAAUGGAGCAGACGCCAGCUUGAAGGGAUAUAAUUUAAAACCCAAAAAGGUUGAGGGGAAGGGUAGGAAGGGAAGAAAGGAAAAAAGAAGGGAAAAAGAAAUUCCCGAUGAGGGGAAAUUACCUAGUGUUGAUUACGAUGAUCCAAGGUUUUCAGCUAUCUUCACCUCACCUCUUUUUGCCUUGGACACGGAUCCCCAAUUCAAAAGGAGUGCGACUUAUGCUCAGCAGUUAGCACAGAAGCAACGCAAGGGUGACCAAGAAGUACUAGGGUCAAAACAAGCUCAGUUGCCUUCUGAUGACCUAAAGACAGAGAAAAAUGAGUUUGUACAGUCUGAUGAUAUGUCCUCAAAGAAAAAAGAGCAGUAUGAACUAUCUUCGCUUGUUAGGUAAAUUAAGACGAAGUUGAAACAAGUUCAAAUACCCACCGAUAAUAAGAUCUCAGGAAAAACUGGAAAAUCGGGAUCCAAGGCCAGAUAGUAAAAGAAGGAUGUUUUUGAUUGGUUGGCAAGGUAGGCUGGAGUUCUGCUAAAUUAAACUCUGGAAGACAUGAUUGCUUUGGAUUUGUAAUGGAGGCAAAGCAAAAGAAAUGGAACUGGUGCAUCAAGUAACCAAGGGGCUGCACAAUAAGAGAGAGAUUAUUACUGUUUUCUUGUAAUAUGUAUUUUAGUUUUAUCAGUGAUCUAGAAUGGAUUUGCUGAAUGUUAGGAUCUUCAUUGUGCGGCAAUAGGUUGGAAACCAGAAUUUCUAGCCUGAAAGCUAAGUUCUAGAGAAGUUGAAGCUUUCUUAUAAGAUUUUGUCUCUCGAGUACAUCUUUAAGCAAUGUAGCUGAGAAAAUUUUGAACGCAAGUUAGAUGAUUUCAUUC